This is a messenger RNA of Rubroshorea leprosula, 2592 nucleotides long. The record is from the annotation of a GenBank genome assembly. Lineage: Eukaryota; Viridiplantae; Streptophyta; Magnoliopsida; Malvales; Dipterocarpaceae.
ACCCCAUUGCUCUUUUCUGGGUUGCUUUCUGUUUUGCUUUUUCAGUGCAUUGGAGGGGAAGAUUAGAGGAAAAAAUCAACUGGGUUACUGUUUUUUCAGAGCUUGUGUUAAUGUCCAGGAGAAAAGUACAAAUGUCCAAGUGGAAAGAAGGGGGCCAGAGGAGGAGCCCCCGAUUAUCUGCAUCGGAUGAUGCGUGGAAGGCGGCCCAGCAACCGAGGCGCGUGUCCCGCACUCUUCGUUCUGUGAGGGGAACGGUGGUACGCCCAUCUCAGCCUCAGGGACCAGCCUCCCGGACUAGGGCCAGGAAAAAGAGAAAACUCAGACCACUUGAAGAUGUGGCUGCUACUCCUCUCUCACCCAUUGCUCAACAGGAUCCCAAGCUAAAUGAUGUGCAGGAUGACGACCAGCAAAGUGAAGAAGACCAUCCAAUAAGGAAUGGACCAACUGUUCAGGGUGACACUAGCCUGACAUUUGAAGAUCAAGCUGCCUCACCUGAUGGGCAAUCAACAGCAUUUACCCAAUGGAUGCCAGAGAAACGAGUACUUGAGGUUGUGAUUGACACCUUACAAAGGAGAGACACCUACGAAAUAUUUGCUGAACCUGUUGACCCCGAAGAGGUUGAGGAUUACUAUGAAAUCAUUAAGGAGCCAAUGGAUUUUGGCACCAUGAGGGCUAAACUUCAUGAAGGGAUGUAUAAAAGCCUAAAACAGUUUGAGCAUGACGCAUUUCUAAUAUCUAGAAAUGCAAUGCAUUUUAAUUCAGCAGCCACCAUAUAUUUCAGACAGGCUCGGGCCAUUCAUGAACUGACAAAAAGGGUUUUUCAUACUCUUAAAGCGGAUCCAGAGAAGUUUGAAAUGGAAUUUUCAGAGACAAGAAGAAGAACCAGUAGAAGGCUCAUUAAUGAAGGUAGGAGUCCAUUACAUAGCUCAAGUUCUAAGCUUGCCACAAAUGUGAGAACCCGAAGGAUAACCGGUGCUUCAUCAAAAAGGGCACCACAUUUGUUGGCUACAUCAAAUCAUAGGAAAAGUGCGGGAGGAAGUCCUGGAUGCACUGGCAAUGCAACUGUUAAUGCAAGAGAUAACACCAUGCCCUCUGGUUCUGCAGGCAGUGGACAAAAUAGUUUACCUGAAGCAGAUCGGCGUUUUACAUAUAGACCUUGGACAACCUUCCUCAAUGAGAAUGAUUCAAUUGUUUCAAUGGUGUAUAACAAUUCAAAACUACUAACUAAUGUGAAUCAGCAGGAUAUUGGUUACAGCGAUAGUUUGAUGUUGUUUGUCAAGGAUUUAGGACCUACAGUCCAAAUGGUAGCCAGAAGGAAGCUGGCUGCGUGCUCAGUUGGUGGUUCUAAUUAUUGGAGUCCAGAUUCAAGACGUUGGUUUCAGGAUCCUGGUCCAUCUAGCUCCACCCCAAAGGGACCCACUAUCCUGGAUGAUGAAGUUACGACAUCUCAUAGUUUACCACACUAUCUCCGUGGAUGUCCAACUGUCUUUGGAAACCCCAAUUACACAACAGAUUUAUCUUAUGCUGGUGAAUGUGGGAAACCUAAUACUAUUGAAAGAACAGGUAUUUGUAGUUCUUCAAUUGAAGUGGCAUCAAGCAUCGGUGAAAAGAAAAUCCCCGGUGCCUUGAGAGGUGAUGUUUUGUCCAAAGAUGCAGUGACUGUCUUGGGUGCUUCUGGGAGGGACAUACAUCAGGGUCGUACCACUGGGACUCAGUUGGGUUCAUUUUCUUUCAACCGUGGUGCUAGAGACAUGAAUUUCUCAGUCUCCGGGAUUAGAAAUGCAGGCAUCGAUUCUUCCUGGUCAAUAAUGGACAAAAGCAAGGGUGAUAAUCAGGCACAGCUAUUGAACUCAGCAUUAAAGCAACCUAAGGCCAACAUAACAGAUUUCAAGUUGCGAAGUGAUUACAAAUCCUUAUGUUCAUGGCCACCACGACCUGUUAGUAGUCAGAUUACGGACUCCAUGCAGGGUUUACUUUCUCGGACCGUUGAUGAUCAAGACCUGGCUAGAUGUACACGAGAUGAAAGUUACAAAAUCAAUGGUUCAGUUGAUGCAGGCCAAGCAUCAAAGCAAUGCCAACCCCUGCCAUUAAGUUCUCAGUUCAUUUUCGAUUUGCCAUUUCUACAAACAAGGCUCAAUCAGAUAAAUUCACCGAGAAAGGAUAAGUUCUUCCAGCCGGGGUUAACUGCUGAUGACACUUCCUUGGAAAAAGCAUGUUCCCAGAGAACUUUCACCUCCACCUAUGGAACAGAGCCGAGCACUAGAGUUUGCAAUGAUAGUUAUCAGCAAUUGUCGUUGGAUCCCCAGCAUAAUGAUCUGGCUCUUCAGCUGUAACUUCUAAAAGGAAAAAGCAAGACCGAAAAGGCUAACCAAGGGAGGGCUUUAUAUAUCCUCUGCCAGACAUGGCUCUCUUUACUUUCUCUCGAACUGCUAAGAAAGGGUUUGGGUCAAUUAAGAAAAUAUGAAUUAUAGAAAGUUUUCAAGGUCACUGGCGAUACAUGUUUUCCCUUCAUCCCAAAGAAGUAAUUGUUUAGCUGUUCUGGCAGAUGUUUGAACUUCUAAUCUUAAUAUUGAAUAAAGAUUUUAUAAUUAG